Lipotes vexillifer (Yangtze River dolphin) is the source of this 1697-nucleotide messenger RNA. It is a transcript of the gene COLQ, whose product is annotated as collagen like tail subunit of asymmetric acetylcholinesterase. The transcript has 17 exons. NCBI's taxonomy places the organism in Eukaryota, Metazoa, Chordata, Mammalia, Artiodactyla, Lipotidae. The coding region runs from base 93 to 1469 and encodes 458 amino acids. Gene Ontology annotation, biological process: extracellular matrix organization. The record is from RefSeq and is a predicted model, not a curated record. Gene Ontology annotation, molecular function: extracellular matrix structural constituent conferring tensile strength.
AGGCAAACAGCGUGGGGAAGACAAAGCACAGAUAAGCGAGGCUCCUUGCAGCCCUCCGUUGAGAACUUGACACUUUCCAGACCGCAGCCAGCAUGGUUGUCCUGAAUCCAGUGACCCUGGGAAUUUAUCUUCAGCUUUUCUUCCGUUUCAUCGUGUCUCAGCCCACUUUCCUCACCAGCGUGCUUCCGAUUUCAGCAGCCCUUCCCGGCCUGGAUCAGAAGAAGCGUGGCGGCCACAGAGCAUGCUGCCUGCUAACCCCCCCACCACCCCCUCUGUUCCCACCACCGUUCUUCAGAGGGAGCCGAAGUCCGCUUCUCUCCCCAGACAUGAAGAAUCUCGUCCUGGAACUGGAGACCACACGGCCCCCAUGCGCGCAAGGGUCGCUCAGCUCCCCCGGGCCUCCGGGGCCCCAGGGCCCGCCUGGGCUUCCCGGCAAGACAGGACCAAAGGGAGAAAAGGGGGAGCUUGGCCGACCGGGAAGGAAGGGCAGACCUGGCCCCCCAGGUGUUCCUGGCAUGCCUGGGCGUGUUGGCUGGCCCGGCCCUGAAGGCCCCAGGGGUGAAAAAGGUGACCUGGGGAUGAUGGGCUUGCCAGGGUCAAGAGGACCAAUGGGCUCCAAGGGCUACCCUGGAUCCAGAGGGGAAAAGGGAUCCAGAGGUGAAAGGGGUGACUUGGGUCCCAAAGGAGAAAAGGGUUUCCCAGGACUUCCUGGAAUGUUGGGGCAGAAAGGUGAAAUGGGACCAAAGGGCGAGCCCGGGAUAUCAGGCCACCGGGGGCCCACAGGAAGACCAGGAAAACGAGGCAAGCAGGGGCAGAAGGGAGAUAGUGGAGUUAUGGGCCCACCAGGCAAACCUGGGCCUUCUGGUCAACCUGGCCGUCCGGGCACCCCAGGCCCCCCGGGUCCCCCAUCUGCAGGACACCUUGUAACAGGACCCAAAGGGGAAAGAGGAUUUCCCGGGCCUCCAGGAAGAUGUCUUUGUGGCCCUCCCAUUAAUGUGAAUAACCCUUCCUACGGGGAGUCUGCGUAUGGGCCCAGUUCCCCACGAGUUCCUGUGAUAUUUGUGGUCAACAACCAGGAGGAGCUUGAGAGAUUGAACACCCAACAUGCCAUUGCCUUCCGCAGAGACCAGAGGUCUCUGUACUUCAAGGACAGCCUUGGCUGGCUCCCCAUCCAGCUGACGCCUUUCUACCCUGUGGACUACCCCGUAGACCACCGCGGCUCCUGCGGGGACGGGGUCCUGCAGCCGGGGGAGGAGUGUGAUGACGGGAACGGUGAUGUGGGUGACGACUGCAUCCGCUGUCGCCGGGCCUACUGUGGAGAUGGUCACCGGCACAGGGGCGUGGAGGACUGUGACGGCUCUGACUUCGGCCACCUGACCUGCGAGACCUAUCUCCCCGGGUCGCAUGGAGGCCUGCGGUGCACCCCGUACUGCUACAUCGACUCCACGCCCUGUCGCUACUUCACUUGAGGGCCGCCGGGAGGAGGCGGCGGCACCCACAGACCUGGCAGCAGCGUCUCCACCCUCGGCAGACUGACCUCGCCCUGUCCUGGCCCGGUUUCCAUCACCUUCAUGCAACAGAAACAAGGACAAACUCUUGCUGCUAAGAUGUGCUUUUAACGCAGUCCGACUGGAAGAACCUAGGACCGCUGCAUCCUGUCUUAACCCCGAGUACCGGGCAUCCUCCACACGCCCAUC